GAAUGGUUGGUGACCUGUUCGCCUUGCCCAGGAGGUAAGCCCCACAGCCGCGGUCUGCCGUGCCGUCAGUUCGUCAGUCCGUCUCUAGCUUCACCGGGAGUAGACUACGCCGUUCAGGAAGUAGGCCCAGUGAUGGAGAACGCGCUAAGCAACAGUAUACCGGAGAGCUUCCGAGAUGUGUCCGUGCUGAUCUCUGGCGGCACGGGUUUCAUGGGGAAGGUACUGACGGAGAAGUUGCUGAGAUCUUGCCCGGAUCUGCGCCACGUGUACUUGCUGGUCCGUGAGAAGCGAGGCAAGAACAUGCACCAGCGGCUGGACGAGAUAUUCGAAGAUCCGCUAUUUUCGGUGUUGGAGCGGGAGCAGCCCAAGUAUCGGCACAAAGUAACGGGAGUGAGUUGUGAUAUGGGUGCCCGUGGGCUGGCCCUCUCAGAGCACGAUAAGGACCUUCUGGUGCAAGAGGUGUCGGCAGUGUUCCAUGGCGCCGCCACUGUGCGCUUCGAUGAGCAGCUCAGGACAGCCUACAACAUCAACGUCAGGGGCACUCAGGAGAUGAUCAACCUUGCCAAGGAAAUGAAGAACUUGAAGGUGUUUGUUCACGUGUCAACGGCAUAUGCUAACUGCCACUUGGAGACUAUAGAGGAAACUCUCUACCCGACCCCCAUGGCACACGAUCGCCUCAAGGAGAUAGUCGAGCAUGUCGAUGACGAUGUGCUGUUGGAAGCCAUGCUGCCAAAAUUGUUAGGAAAAUGGCCCAAUACUUACGCAUUUACCAAAGCUGUGGCCGAACAUGUUGUCCAGGAGCAUUCAAAAACAUUGCCUAUAACAAUCUUCAGGCCAGCUAUUGUAGUGGGAACAGCAUAUGAGCCGCUGAUUGGAUGGACAGACAACGUGUACGGGCCGACAGGUAUUGUUGUUGGAGCUGGUUGUGGAGUGGUUCACACAAUCUACGCCAACACUGACUGUGUUGCUAACAUCGUCCCUGUCGACAUGACGGUCAAUGCUCUCAUCGCAUCUGCUUGGAAAACCAUCAAAGAUAGCCAAAACAAGCAAGCUCCAGAGGAACCCAAGGACUUGGUCAGUGACGAACCAAAGAUUUAUAACUACGUGUCAUCAGUGGAGAAGCCCCUAAAAUGGGGAGACUUUAAAUAUCUGAUCGAGACUCACGGAACGAGUGUGCCUCCCAUGAGAGCCAUGUGGUACUAUUUCCUGACGAUCCACCGUUUCUGGAUCACCCACCUGAUCUGUACAUAUUUCCUGCACUACCUACCAGCCAUCAUCAUUGACAUUCUCGCCAAACUCACCGGCAAGGAAAGUCCCAACCUCUUCCAGGUUUAUCGCAAGAUAGAUAAAUUCUCCGGAGUACUGGCGUACUUCGCCCACAGAUCGUGGAAUUUUAGCAACAACAACGUUCAAGAGCUUUGGCGUAGUUUGAGCCCAUCCGAUCAGAAACUCUUCAACUUUGACAUGAAGCAGCUAGACUGGGACAAGUUCUUCUACAAUUAUAUUCGUGGCUUGCGAGUAUAUUUGCUGAAAGACGAUAUGAGCACUCUGCCCCAAGCCAUGAUCAGAUGGAGGAGAUUCUACUGGGCCCAUCAAACGCUCAAGGCUAUUUUUGGGUUUCCUCGUACUCCGAGUCAGUUGGGCGUGUGGCUCUACCUUCUACAACGCUCUCAGUUAGUCUUCUGCUCUCCAACUGUUGUUUUAUUUAUUAGUGAAUGUUCUUAUUUAUUAGUUUAAUUGUGAAUCUUUCUGUAAUAGUUGUAAAUACAGUUUCCUAUUAAAAUUGAAA
Molecule: messenger RNA, 1789 nt
Organism: Homalodisca vitripennis (glassy-winged sharpshooter)
Lineage: Eukaryota; Metazoa; Arthropoda; Insecta; Hemiptera; Cicadellidae
Product: fatty acyl-CoA reductase wat-like
Exons: 9
Coding region: 133-1737 (534 amino acids)
Biological process (GO): long-chain fatty-acyl-CoA metabolic process
Cellular component (GO): peroxisome
Molecular function (GO): alcohol-forming very long-chain fatty acyl-CoA reductase (NADP+) activity
Source: RefSeq, a predicted model, not a curated record